This is a messenger RNA of Camelina sativa (false flax), 613 nucleotides long. The record is from RefSeq and is a predicted model, not a curated record. NCBI's taxonomy places the organism in Eukaryota, Viridiplantae, Streptophyta, Magnoliopsida, Brassicales, Brassicaceae.
CACCAAAUUACUUCAUGAAUUGGGAAGCAUCAUCACUCCAGAUGAAUGAAGAUGGGAGAAUCUAUAUGGGAGACUACAACCAUCCUAACUUUAUCUAUGAUGACACCAUAGAUUUGCAAUACAAAGGUCUAUUCAUGGAGCAAGGAAAGGUCCUUACUUCCUACGCCACCAUUGAUUUUUCUGGGAACAAACUAGAAGGACAGAUACCUGAGUCCAUUGGUCUUUUGAAGGCAUUGAUAGCACUCAACUUAUCAAACAACGCAUUCACAGGCCAUAUUCCUCUGUCUUUGGCAAACGUUACGGAGCUGGAGUCAAUAGACCUUUCAAGAAACCAACUGUCAGGGAAUAUACCUAAAGGACUUGGGAGCCUCUCCUUCUUGGCGUACGUAAGUUUGGCUCAUAACCAGCUCACAGGUGAAAUACCGCAAGGAACACAAAUCACUGGGCAAUCUAAGUCCUCCUUUGAAGGGAAUGCAGGGCUUUGUGGUUUUCCUUUGGAAGAAAUCUGCUUUGGAAGUAAUGCGCCACUGACACAAGAGCCUGAGGAAGAAGACGAAGAAGAAGAGGAAAAGGUGUUGAGCUGGAAAGCAGUGGUUAUAGCCUUAUAGGGUAU